Molecule: messenger RNA, 2629 nt
Organism: Talpa occidentalis (Iberian mole)
Lineage: Eukaryota; Metazoa; Chordata; Mammalia; Eulipotyphla; Talpidae
Gene: PGAP3
Product: post-GPI attachment to proteins phospholipase 3
Exons: 8
Coding region: 15-995 (326 amino acids)
Biological process (GO): GPI anchor biosynthetic process
Cellular component (GO): endoplasmic reticulum membrane
Molecular function (GO): hydrolase activity, acting on ester bonds
Source: RefSeq, a predicted model, not a curated record
GCUAGAGGGAAGGGAUGGCCGGGCGGGCGGCGCGGCUGGUGCUGCUAGCUGGGGCAGCGGCGCUGGCAAGCGGCUCCCAGGGCGACCGCGAGCCGGUGUACCGUGACUGCGUGCUCGGGUGCGAGGAGCGGAACUGCUCCGGAGGCGCGCUGAAGCACUUCCGCUCCCGCCAGCCAAUCUACAUGAGCCUAGCAGGCUGGACCUGUAGAGACGAAUGUAAGUAUGAGUGCAUGUGGGUCACUGUCGGCCUCUACCUCCAAGAAGGUCACCAAGUGCCUCAGUUCCAUGGCAAGUGGCCCUUCUCCCGGUUCCUGUUCUUCCAAGAGCCAGCUUCUGCUGUGGCCUCCUUCCUCAAUGGCCUGGCCAGCCUGGUGAUGCUCUGCCGCUACCGCACCUCUGUGCCCGCAUCCUCCCCUAUGUACCCCACCUGCGUGGCCUUCGCUUGGGUCUCCCUCAAUGCUUGGUUCUGGUCCACAGUCUUCCACACCAGGGACACCGACCUUACUGAGAAAAUGGACUACUUCUGUGCCUCCACCGUCAUCCUCCACUCAAUCUACCUGUGCUGUGUCAGCUCUGGGUGGCGGGGCAGGACUGUGGGGCUGCAGCGCCCAGCUCUGGCCAGUGCCUUCCGGGCCCUCCUGCUGCUGCUGCUGACAGCGCACAUCUCCUACCUGAGCCUUGUCCGCUUCGACUACGGCUACAACCUGGCGGCCAAUGUGACCAUUGGCCUGGUCAACGUGGUGUGGUGGCUGGCCUGGUGCCUGUGGAACCGCCGGCAGCUCCCCCACACACGCAAGUGCGCGGUGGUCGUCCUGCUGCUGCAGGGGCUGUCCCUGCUCGAGCUGCUCGACUUCCCGCCUCUCUUCUGGGUCCUGGACGCGCACGCCAUCUGGCACAUCAGCACCAUCCCCGUCCACGUGCUCUUUUUCAGCUUUCUGGAAGAUGACAGCCUUUACCUGCUGAAGGAAUCAGAGGCCAAGUUCAAACUGGACUGAAGGCCCUGGCGGGGGUCUGGACUGGUGGGAUCCUGUCCCCUCCAUGUUGGCAUCCCUUCUUCCCCCAAUCCUGGAUAUGAUUUAUUUUUCUUUAGUAUCUUGAACUUGGACAUGAAGGGUGUGUGGGCCCAGAAUCAUGUAACCUGCCCACCCCCUUGCUCACCCCCACCUGGUGCUCACAGGGCUUGGGGUCUGUUGCGGCCUGGUCUCUCAGCAUACGGGGCUAGGAAACCUGCAGCCCCUCUGGUGCCUGGAACUGAACUGGGGGGACCUGUGUUCCUAGCACCUCCAAGAGGAGAGCUGCCUUCUCCUCCUCAGCCUCUCACAUCCCCUCACAGCCUGGUGGUUUCCAAACAAAGUCCUUUGGGAGACCAGGUACCACAGGCCUUUGGGGGUACAGUGAGCCCCCUUCUGUUACCCCCCCAUGUCCUCCUCCAGGGUACCACUAGGUGGCACUAGAUACUCGCUCUUUGGCUGCUCAAGCUUCAGGCAGGUCUUUUUCUUCCCAUGGGAUCUUGAGGGACCAAGCUGCUGGGGACUGGAGAAUGGUCUCACCCAGACUGUCGCCCCCGCCAGGCCCCCACAGGCCUCAUCAGAAAGCCCAAGACAGGACUUCUCUGGCCCCUGGGCUGCUGUUCUGACUGGGAGUCUGCAGAGGAGUGUGUGGAGGAGUGUGGCCCUGGCCGAGAGCAGAGGGGGAUGGUCAGCUUUAGGUAUGGGCGGGGAGCAGGUGAGUCAGUGUGGGUUAGUAGACUGUAUAGACUGAUGUGAGCUGCUGGUGAGUGCAGGCGAAUGUGUCACUCCGUGGGGUGGGGGGACUCUGGAGAAGUGGGGGUUAAGCAACUAUAUUGAGUACUAAUUUUGCUCAAGGCCCUAGGCCAGGCAAAGGGCUAGAUUAUCCCUACGAUCUGGCUUGGGGUUUGGGUCCAGGCUGUACGUGUGUGUAUGUGUUCCAUUGCCCCCUCCUUUGCAAUCUCAUAGGGCCCCCCACAACUCAAAGUCGCCCUCCACAACCAGCCCCUCAGAAGGCAGAGAGAGAAGGGAAAAUGGGGAUCCUCUAAGUCCUUUCCGGCCUCCCUGUCUCUGCCUAUGCAUGGUCCAUCUUCCCCUGCCCCAGUGCCCUGCCUGCUAAGCCCCUUUGUGGCUGCCUGCACCUAGGUGGGGAGCGGACUGAGGGAGGAGGCUUGAGGCUGGGUCCAGUUUCUGGCCUCCCCAGAGGCAGGCAGGAGCCACACUGUGACUGGUAGAGGAGCCCUCCCCACACUGUGGCUGGUAGCCACACCGUACCCUGGUAGAGGAUCCCUCCCCACUGCCCCGCCGCAGCCUGAGCACAUUCCGCUCCACAAGGGUAGUAUGUGGAGCUCCAGAAACUUCCCAUCCCAUCCAGUCUGUGAUUGGAGCCGGGAGUCUGAAUUUGUCCCUCCUUAAGGGUAGGGGCGCUAUAUUGGGACUCCAACCUCAGGGACUUGGGUGGCUUCAUUUCUUUUGGUAUGAGACUAUUUUAAGGUGGGAGGGAAGCAAGGGACAUUCCUAAUAAACCAAUUCUCAGCCUCACGUACCCUUGUGCACUCAUUUGUGUGAUCAGGGGAUGGAGGAGAUGGAGCUGGCAGGAGGCAGUAGAGGAGUGGGCUCUC